This is a messenger RNA of Parasteatoda tepidariorum (common house spider), 1610 nucleotides long. RefSeq lists its product as uncharacterized. Lineage: Eukaryota; Metazoa; Arthropoda; Arachnida; Araneae; Theridiidae. The record is from RefSeq and is a predicted model, not a curated record.
CAAAAUUACUUUUCAUCAAAAUAUUACAAAUGACGGUUACGGAAGAUGUGUCACAAAACAUAAAAUCCAGUUUGAUUAAAGGUGUUUUUAAUAAUUGUUUUUAAAUUCUUCUCUGUUCCCUCACAGAUUCAAGCAGGUUUUGAUGUUCUGUACACUCGCCUUCUUCAUUUGUCAUUUGUCUGAUUUUGAUAGUGUUUGCACUUUUUUUUCAACUUAAAUAUUAAUUUGUAUCUAAAUAUGAUUUGCGUGUAUGGUUUAUUUUCUUUAUUUCUGUUAAAGAUGUAAGAUUCUUGAAACAUAUAUUAAGAACUUUUAUGCAAUAUCUUAUUGGGUGGUCUUAAUGAUUCAGAGCGUUUUAUUUCUAUAGCGUUCUUUAUUUCUGUUAAAGAUUCUCGAAUGCAAUAUUCUUGAAACAUAUAUUAAGAGCUCUUAUGCAAUAUCUUAUUGGAUGGUCAUAAUGAUUCAGAGAGUUUUAAUUUGCUUUAAGUCUAGUUUGAACUGCCACAUAGUGAACGGUAUUGGUUAUAAGGAACUUUGACGAUAUUGAGAGUUGCAUUAGCGUAGAUUCUGAUGAAUGGUUUCAAUGAUUUAAAGCAUUUCAAUUCAAUUAAAUCUAGCGUGAAAGACUUCAUAAUAAAAUAUAUUGGGGUCAGAAACUUAAACAAUAUUGAGAGUGGUCAUUAGGGAGCAUCCAGAAAGGUUGCCUUUAUGAUUUAAAAAUUUGAGUUUCCAUAAAUCUCGCAUAAACGGCAUAGUACUGGCUGUGAAGAUUUCGACAAUAUUGAGAGUUUUCGUUAGGAAACAUACUGCGGAUCGGUGUUUAGGAUUUAAAAUUUUUAAUUUGCUUAAAUCUAGUGUGAACGACCACAUAGUAAACGAUACAGGUUCACAUUGAACAUUAAUUGGCAUAAUAUAAAUUUAGCUAUGACAUAUUUUCCUAUUUAUGAAACUCAUAAGGAUUGUCAUCAAUAACAAUAAGAAAGAUUAAAUCUCCGCAAUUUUGCCAUGAAAAGUCAUAAAAUAUAAUUGGGCAAAUACUUGAAACGUAUUUAAGUAAACUCUAUCUCCAAAGAGAAGUAUUGCAUCGUAAUAAUUCGUUCCGUGAUUCUACUAAAGUAUGGAGUUUACAUUAAAACGUUUUUUCUGUGUUGCACUUUUUGCAACGUAUGUUACAGGAACUCAACUUCCAACCAUGUCAAUGAAGGAGUUGUUGAAUAUUGUUGAUUGUAUCAGUGAAUCAAGAGAUGAGGAUGCGUGUGAACAUUUUCACAGAUGUAACCAGAUGAUGCCAACAGACAUCUAUGAAACAUUUAAAGACUGCGAAAAAAAAGUUGAAGCUCAUGACUGCUGUGCACCUGGAAGAAAAAUGUUUCCUUCUACGGAUAUACCUCCAAAGAUAUUCGAGUGCUUGAAUGAGAGAUAUCCUCAAGUUGAAGGUGAAGAACGAAGACAAAUGAUGAAUUUCGAAGAUUGUGCACGAGAAGUUCACAAAACUUGCAAAUUGCCUGAAUAUCAAUCAAUGGAAUGAUUGUUAAACUUGUUUUUUUCAGUUAUGAAAUUAGAAGUGAAACAAAGAUGGUUCUUAAUGAAUAAAAUUAUUUUAGUAUUUG